Lactuca virosa is the source of this 3534-nucleotide messenger RNA. Lineage: Eukaryota; Viridiplantae; Streptophyta; Magnoliopsida; Asterales; Asteraceae. The record is from the annotation of a GenBank genome assembly.
AUGCCAGUGGCAAAGAAGCCACUCCAAAAUAGUGCUGCUCUAGUGGCAGAAAAUCAUGUGAUGAAUGUUGAAUCAGAAGAACCUGAAGAUGCUACACCACUGCGCGUGGAAACUGUAAAUCCAAGUACUAGUACUACCAUCAAGAGGGGCACACAAGAAGAUUCAGAGAUAGAAAAAACUGGUUAUGGGGAGAUGCUAAGUCAUCCAAAUGCAUUGAGUCAAAUCAUUGCAAGUGUUAUUAAAGAGAUUACCAAAGAUGCUGGUGGCCUAGCUAACCUUUCAAGGAGCUUGGAAGAACUGAAUGCUGCAUUAAGAGUAAUCAGAAGGACCAUGAAAUUGAAUGCAGCCGAACCAUUUAACAAACCUGUAGAUCCCGUUGCACUUGGAAUUCCUGAUUACUUUGAUGUUAUCAAGACACCUAUGGAUUUUGGUACGAUAUGCAACAACCUUGAGAAUGGCGUAAAGUACAUGAAUUCAGGAGAUGUGUUUAAGGAUGUAGAAUAUAUUUGGUCUAAUUGUGUCAAGUAUAAUAAGAAGGGUGAUGUUAUAUUGGAGCUCAUGAAGAGGGUGAAGGCAUACUUCAUGAAGUACUGGAAAUCAGCCAAAUUACAAAGCAAAAAAUCACCGCCUGUUGUUGAGUCUUCUGUCUUGAGGCACAAAGAAGAAGAGAAAGACAAGCCACAAACUUCAGUUGCCAAUAAUUCUGCUCAUUUGCAGCAAAAGGAGACUGGUCAACCCCAUCAGAACUCCAACCAGCCACAAUCUUCAUCUUCAACAGAAGAAGAUGAGCCUAACCCUGAAUCUGCAGUUGUUAAAAAGAAGCGCCGAUUUCAAGGACCCACCCCUUCCCCUGAAUUAGUCAACACAAUGAAACGGAUAAAAAUCAGAACCAAUAAACGUGGGAAGCCCGUGGGUCCUGGGGCAGCCCAAUUAACCAGUUUGUUGGGUGUCAUUGCAUGUGAUGUGAACUUUGCUCCCCUUACUUAUUAUGAUUGGAAGAAAAUCCCACAAGAGAACAAAGACAACAUGUGGCAGGAAGUUCUGACCAAGUUUGAUAUUGACCCCGAUUGUCGAAGAUGGGUGAUGUUGUCCAUUAAGAAAAAUUGGAGGAGCUUCAAGUCCCACCUUAAGGCUAAUCAUUAUGAUGUUCACGAGACUGAUGAAGAUCGCCUUGCAGACCGUGAUGAGCGGGUCCCACCUGAUCAGUGGUUGGCCCUUGUUUCUCAGUGGAGCUCCGAGAAAUCGCAGGUUGCUUUUCGUGACAUGGAAUCAGGUUCUUCGGAUCAUGAUGAAGACUCCAAACAAAGAGCUCUGAUGAUAAAAUUAAAAGCUAUUAAAGAGAAAAUAGUAAUUACCUACAAUAAAAAAGGUGUACCAAUUGGAGAUGAAGCAGCAAAACUCGCUACUUUUGAGGGCUUCGUAGCAAGAACAAUGGUGCCCAUAACAUAUGCCUCUUGGAAGGAUGUUAGUAAGGAAACAAAGGAAGAGUUAUGGCAAUGUGUUUUGAUGAAUUUUGUACUUGACCCAAAAAGUCGGAAGCACACUCUCCAAUCGCUUGGGAAAAAGUGGAGAAACUUCAAACAUCAUCUAUAUGAUAAAUACAUUAAGGAAUAUAAAAAUGACCCUGAGGCGAAUUUACUCAAUCCUCCCGAUAAGUAUCCAUUCUUGAAGAAAGAAGACUGGAAACUUUUUGUAGAACAAAGACUUUCGGACAAGUGGGAGGAAAAAAGUAAUGACGCUAAAAAAGUCCGUGCACAUCAUAAAUACAAUCAUCGUUUGAGCAGAAAAGGAUAUGCCAGACUCGUUGUUGAGAUUAUGCAACAAACGGGGAAGACAGAAGAGGAGAUUGAUAGAACAAUGUUGUGGAAAAAAGCAAGAGAAACAAAAGAAGGAGGUUACGACCCUGACGUCAAGGUGAUUGUUGAUAAAAUGGAUAAGCUGCAGAAUUCGGAAAGUUGUGGAGAGGUUACAUAUGGAACAAAUGAUGUGCUUACACAAGCACUAGGUACUCAAGAAAACCGUGGGCGUGUACGUGGGAUGGGUAAAUAUGUAGCACCACACCAAUAUUUUUUAUUACCCAAAACUGUUAAGCAAUACUUGGACCUUGAGAACAAGAAGUUGGAUCAACGCUUCAACAAGCUUGAAGGUGAGGUAGAGAAACUUAAAAAAAGAGGUGUCAAUCCUGUUUCUGAAGGCGCAAGUCGCCAAAUGUGGGGCAAUGAAGAUUUACAAGACCAACCACUUGAUAAUUCUUGUUAUCUUGCGCUUGAUGUUGCCACAAAUAUAGUUGCUAAAGGAACCAUAACCAAGGACAGUGUCUCGGAUGAAAACAUUCAAGUUAUGAUGGAAACAUCUGUACAAGGAGAAGCUUUACUACCGGUUCCACUGGAAGAGGAGUUCAUUGUGAAGGUCAAAGAUGCAGUUGGGCACAUACUGAGCUGGCCGAGAUAUCUAGUCAUUCGAUGCUCUGAUUUGGAAAAAGUGGUGGGGAAACCAAUGGAAAAACAUGGAAAACUUGUAAAAGAAGAAUUAGAGGGUAAAAAAGAAGAAAAACGGCAAAGAGAGUCAGAUGAGGUAAAGGAGAAAGGAAAAGAAACGGAGAUCUCGCCAAGGAGGAGGACGAGAGCACAGAUGAGGACAAGGAUAAGAAUUGAAAAUAAUCGUGUUUUGAAAAUGACUGCACGUAUGGUUGAUGCACAAGUUUUAAAGGCAGAGUCUAUAAAAGUGCAGUGUGAGGACGAUCUAUUUGGAUACGAGAGUUACACGUACUUAUCUUAUGAAGAUUUUGAAGUGGUUUUUACAUUGGAUGAGCUGACCGGUGUUGUUAUUACUUGUUAUAUGAUGUACUUGUUUGAGCAAAUCAAGAAUGGGCCAAAAAGUGAUCAUGGAAUUUGUUUUGUGAGCCCGACUGCAAUCUCGCCACGCGCACGUAAAGACAAAUUGAAAAAUAUCGCUGAUGCAAGUAAAAGCGUUGCAGAUCGGUUGUCUACAAGAAAGGACAAUGACCUCAUCCUAUUGCCCUACAAUCCUGGAAGACAUUGGGUGUUGGCCGUACUUGACAUGAAAACAGCUACUUGCUAUUAUCUUGAUUCCCUGAGGCCCAACAAUGUCAAUUCGCAGUUGAAGAACAUUAUUGAAGCGGCAAUGGUCUUGUACGCUACACAAAGUGGAUCCAAUAAAAAGGUUAAACUCAACUGGAUCAAUGUUACGUGUCCUCGUCAGCCGGGAGGUACUGAAUGUGGCUUCUAUAUGUUAAAGUUCAUGAAAGAGAUAGUUGAGGAAGGAGUUGAAGUGUUGAUCAAUAAAAAUGUUGGGGGCGGCAAGGAUAUGUACACGGAUGCUGAUAUUGAUGAACUUCGCGAAGAAUGGGCGUAUUUUGUGACGAAUUUUAUUUUCCGGUGAUAUUUUGUGUCGACAAACAAGAUUUUUGAUAACUUAAUUUGAAAUGUUUCUUAAUUAGUAUGACAUAUGAUGUUAUUGUGUACAAUGGAUUAUUGUAUAAUGACUAAAUAUUAUGACAAACAUUUUGUGUGU